CGGGAUCUGAUUGGCUCAUGGGAGAUUCUGGUUUGUGUCCCUCUGCAGGAAAAGGAGACGCCCCGAGACCCAGCAGGGAGCCACGGCCGUGAUGCUCAGACACAGCUUCUCCCACAAGGGGAUCCCCUUCCCCACAGAGAUGGAGAUCUACCACCCCGAGAGCAUCGACUUCAUAACGAACCGCUUCCAGGUGCUGGACGACGACAUCUUUAGUGUUACCUACCCCAAGUCAGGUACCAACUGGAUGAUGGAGAUCCUGAGCCUCAUCUGGCAGCAGGGAGACCCGUCCUGGUGCCGCAGUGUGCCCAUCUGGGAUCGGUCUCCCUGGCUCGAGUCCCCUAAUGCUCUGGAGAAGCUGAAGUCUGCAAAGCCUCCCCGCCUCAUCAGCUCCCACCUGCCCAUCCAGCUCUUUCCCAAAUCCUUCUGGGGCUCCAAAGCCAAGGUCAUCUACACCGUCCGUAACCCCAAGGACCUGCUGGUUUCCCUCCAUCAUUUCUCCAAGCUGGCAAACUUCCUGGAAGAGCCAGAGUCCCUGGAGUGCUCC
Messenger RNA from Pelodiscus sinensis (Chinese soft-shelled turtle), 544 nucleotides. NCBI's taxonomy places the organism in Eukaryota, Metazoa, Chordata, Testudines, Trionychidae. The record is from RefSeq and is a predicted model, not a curated record.